Caenorhabditis angaria is the source of this 2631-nucleotide messenger RNA. The record is from the annotation of a GenBank genome assembly. Lineage: Eukaryota; Metazoa; Nematoda; Chromadorea; Rhabditida; Rhabditidae.
AUGGAAGUGAAAUUGGUUCGCAGUGAUUUGUGGCGCCAAUUUUCGACAAUUCAAAAUGAGAUGAUUAUCACAAAACGUGGAAGGUUAGUUUUAAUUUUUUGAAUCUUUUUCUAAUUGUGAUAUUUUUCAGAAAUAUGUUUCCAUCACUUCAAUAUCGAAUCAGUGGAUUGGAAGAAGAUGGCUUGUAUCGAACAAGUUUGUUAUUGGCAUUGGUUGAUGAUAAAAAGUGAGUGUUUCUGGGUUUUUUCAAAUGAGCUGAGAGAAAUUUAUGUGAUCUACCCUAGAAUUUCAGAAAACACGCUUUUCUCUCUACAGUAACCCAGAAUAUCUUAAUUUUAGUUGAUUACUGUUACUGUGAAAACUGAAUUUUACCUUAGGGUACUGUAACUUUUUAAUUAGAUUACUGUAGAGUUUUUGAAAAAAUUGGUACAUUUAUUCAGAACACCGAAAUUUGCAUUGUAUGUUCAAAGUUGGAAAUUACUGUAAAUUGGAGAUUUUUCUAUCAAAGCAGAGUUUCUACAUACAGUAUCUGAAAAGUCUAUUUGUUAAAACUAAUUUUGACCGUACUCACUAAAUUCUUCAUGUUUUCUAUUACUGUAAUUCGGAUUUUAUAAUGAGCCAUAAAAAUACUGUAACAUUUUUUUUGCUUAUAUUUUUCAAUGCCAAAAGUGGAGUCUGAAAUUGGAAAUUGUCUCAGAGAAUGGAAAAUUUUGAAUAAAAUUAAUUAGAGUAAUUUAGAAUUGUUAUGCUUAUUUUGAUGUCAUCUCUGUCAGAAAAAUGUCAACAUUUUAAAAGUGUUGAUAACCUAAAGCUGGUAAAAUACACAGUGUCACAGAAAACUUCACAGUUCUACAACUUGAAAAAUCCUCGAAUCCCUGUUUUUUUUUGCAGAUAUCGCUAUCUCAAUGGUCAAUGGGAUCAAUUUGAGCCAUGUGUCGAAGCGACUCAUUUUCCUCGCGAAGUUUUUGUUGGCGAAACUCGAAGCGGAAAAGAUUUGAUGAAACGAGGAAUUUCUUUCGAGAAAAUCAAAAUCACAAAUGGCGACGAUGUUUGUAAUCCAGCAAGGGAAAUUGUGAGUUUUUUUUUAUUUUUAGAAUUUUUAUGUUUUCAACUUCUCCUAAUUGGACUAGAACAUCUUGAGCUACAAAAGUGUUUUAUCUAAAUAUCUACAAAAAUGCAAAAAGCCACCGUCAUCUGUAAUUAAUUGAUGGUUUGUUACGAUACUAUUCAUAAGAAAAUGUGCUAAUGGGUCCAAGAUGUUUGCUUUUAUGUUGGAAAGAAAUCUGCCUUUAGGAGGGGUUAGGAAAAAGAUCCCGCUGAGCACAGGGUAUACAUAAAUAAUAGAGAGAUACACACAUAUUUUUAGGUAGAUAAUUUUUACAGUAGUCCAUGGUAGAAAAUUUGUUUUAGGGUUCAUUUUCAAAAAAAAAUUUGGAUCAAAAAAAUUAUUUUUUUUAUUACAAAAUGUUUUCAAGGGCAUUUUUUGCAGUUACAGUACAUGUGGAAAUUUUAUAGCAACUACAGUAACGCAAAACAUCUUUAACAUUUUUUUUAAAGUUGGGGAUACUAUAAUUUAUGAAAAAACGUCUGAUCUACAGUAAUCCGAACUACAAAAGUGAAGAACUGCUUAGCUACAGUACUCUGCACUUCAGGUUCUUGUAGUUUGCGUACUGUAGAUUUGGAAUUCCUAUAUGGAACAGUAACCUGGAAUUCAAAAAUCAACCUUAUGGCUACAGUAAUCCAAACUUCAAUAAUUUGAAUUCCAGUUUCUGUUUGCACUGCCGAUCUAAAUCUUGAAAAAAAGUUUAAAAAUUUGAGUUAUUUUGAGAAUCCUAAAUUUUCAAAAUUUGUCCCUCCAAAAUCCCUCUUUCCCUCCCGAUUCUCUUCCCAAAACCCCACUUUUUCAAUCUCUCAUCAAUCAUUCAAACAAUAUAAAUAUUACCAGCUGAUUUUUCUGUCUUCUAAUCCGACAAUAAUAAUGCAUCUCUAUUCAUGUUAUGUCAACAUUGCCCCACCUGUCAAAAAAAUUGUAUCACCUUUCCCAAAAGCACGAACUUCUAAAUCUCAUUUUUACAGAUUCGAAUCCAGUCAAUGCGAAAAUAUAUUCCGAUUUUGGGACUUUACAAAGCUUCUCGAAAUCCACUCGAAGCUCCAAUUAAAAUUGGAGAAUUUCAAUUCGAAGAAACACAAUUUAUUGCAGUCACAGCAUAUCAAAAUACAGCAGUCAAGGAUUUGAAAGUUAUGAAUAAUAAAUAUGCGCAAGGAUUCAGAGACACUGUGCAGACCAAAAGGUUGGUUUUAUCAGUUUAAAAAAAAAUUAAAAAUACAGUUAUCUAAACUUAAUUGUUUGUCAGAUCUUCAACCUCUCCCUCUUCAUAUUCUUCAUCCGAAGAUUCAACAUUCUCACCGCCAAACGAAAAACGCCAAAAACUUUCAACUCCCGAAGAAGAACAAGAAAAUAUUUAUCAACCAAAUGCAAUUCCACAACAACAACAACAACAACUUCAUCCAAACUUUUAUGCUCAACAAUAUUCACAAAAUGCACAUCAAUACAAUCCAUAUUUUCAUCAACAAUAUCAAGAAUAUGCAUAUUAUAAUCAAUAUUGGAUGAAUUAUGCAAAUCAGUACUAA